Molecule: messenger RNA, 1914 nt
Organism: Penicillium manginii
Lineage: Eukaryota; Fungi; Ascomycota; Eurotiomycetes; Eurotiales; Aspergillaceae
Product: putative extracellular endoglucanase
Exons: 8
Coding region: 1-1914 (637 amino acids)
Biological process (GO): glucan catabolic process
Cellular component (GO): cell surface; extracellular region
Molecular function (GO): beta-glucosidase activity; cellulose binding
Source: RefSeq, a predicted model, not a curated record
AUGCAGGCCCUCAUCGUAGUGGCCCUCGCGGCUAUUUUCCAAUAUGCCCAAGCACAGGUGGCUGCUUAUGGGCAAUGUGGAGGCAGCGGCUACUCGGGAAGUACGAGUUGUACAAGUGGUUAUGCUUGUACUUCACAGAAUGCUUAUUACUACCAGUGCGUUCCGGGUAGUGCGACAAGCACUACAACUAGUAAAGCAACGUCAUCUAGUACGACCACUACCACAACCACUUCGAAAUCCACCACUCUAACUACAACAACGACAUCCAAAUCAACGGCCCAGAGUACAAGCCAAACAUCCACUUCCACAGGGUCCACUUGCACUGGUACAUUUAGCGCAAUUUCUGCUUCCAAUUUCGUCGCAAAACUUCACCCAGGCUGGAAUCUGGGCAAUACCUUGGAUGCCAUUCCGAAUGAGGGCUCCUGGAACAAUGCUGCGGUUGUUGCCUCAACAUUUGCGACAGUUCAAGACGCAGGAUUCAACGGGGUCCGAAUUCCAGUUACCUAUGCCUAUCACUUCACUGGGAGCUCGCCAGACUGGACUGUAGAUCCGGCCUGGCUGCAGCGUGUUUCCGACGUGGUUGAUAUGUCUACUUCAUUGGGGUUGUAUACUAUCGUCAACGUACAUCAUGACUCUUGGAUCUGGGCCGAUGUCACUGCAUCUGGCGCCAAUCUCACCAUGAUUGAAGAGAAAUUCUAUCGUCUUUGGUAUCAGAUUGGCACUAAAUUGGCCUGCAAGUCGAGUCUCGUUGCAUUUGAAUCGAUCAAUGAGCCUCCUUGUACCGAUUCCACUCAUGGAGCCGAGAUAAACAAACUAAAUAAAAUCUUCCUGCAGGCAAUUAAUGAUGCGGGGGGGUUUCAAUUCCCAGCGUGUGGUCAACCUUUGGUUUGUGGCGCCAUCUGGCUUUUCAAAUCCCUACGCUAUCCAGUUCCAUUACUACAGUCCUUGGGAAAAACUAUCUGGGGCUCCGAUGCCGACAAAGCCACCGUUUCAUCCGACUUCCAGCUUCUCCGAAACAACUUCACCGACGUUCCAAUUAUCUUGGGAGAGUAUGAUGCAUCUCCCACUAACACGGAGCCUGCAGGUCGGUGGAAAUACGUGGACGAGGUUGUUCUAUCGGCAUUAGGUUUGAACUUUGCUUGCAUUCUGUGGGAUAAUGGUCUUGACCAUCUAAAUCGCGAUACUGCAACUUGGAGAGACCCGAACUCAAUCUCGAUGAUCACAAAGUCGACUGCGAGCACUUCCAAUAGUCUACCUGACAGCACUGAAGAUGCUUCUGCCACCACUCAAUCCUCUUCGGCUUAUAUAUUCCACGAAUACGGCACUGAAGUGACACAACAGUCACUACCAUUCGUUUUUAAUGGAAACACCCUGUCUUCGAUUACGGACUCAGCCGGCUCAACCUUGACCUCAGGUACAGACUACUCAGUCUCGGGCUCUAAUAUCAUAUUCACAGCUUCCUAUCUAUCGAAACAUAUUACAUCAACAACUUCGCCAGGUAUCAUCGCCAAUCUGACGUUGAAGUUCUCUGGUGGCGACUCUUCCCCGGUUGUGCAGCUUGUUCAAUGGAAGACACCGACACUAUCCUCAAAGACUGCGGUUGCUUCAUCCGUAUCUGGAUCGGAUCUUUCUAUUCCCAUUACUUGGGGUGGGCUUCCAAGAAUUGCGGCAGUCAAAGCAUUGACUACAAGUGGUACAUAUCUGGUCGAUGAUUGGACUGUCUACUUGGGGCCUCUCCAGCAAGCAAGAACGACUUAUAGCAGCCAGUACAAUUGGGAUUCUUCCAAUGUUAUCCUUACAUCCUCUGCUAUCAGCUCGGUUAUAUCUGCUGGUGUGACAACGGUGUUUACCUUUGAGUUCUUCCCCAGAGAUAACGGUGUGGUGAAUGCAGUCAACUUCACUUUGACGGUUUGA